This is a messenger RNA of Wallemia ichthyophaga EXF-994, 969 nucleotides long. Its product is annotated as Alcohol dehydrogenase A. The record is from RefSeq and is a predicted model, not a curated record. Gene Ontology annotation, molecular function: aldose reductase (NADPH) activity. NCBI's taxonomy places the organism in Eukaryota, Fungi, Basidiomycota, Wallemiomycetes, Wallemiales, Wallemiaceae. The transcript is spliced from 2 exons. Bases 1 to 969 code for a protein of 322 amino acids. Gene Ontology annotation, cellular component: cytosol.
AUGGCAGCCGCAAAAGGACCACUCAUGUUACCAAAAAACUUCAGACUUGGAAACGGACAAGUUAUCAACUCAAUUGGAUUGGGUUUAUGGAAAGUUGAUAAGAAUAACACGGAAAGAGUCGUUAGCGACGCACUCGACUUAGGCUACAGACAUAUCGAUGGUGCGUUUGCCUACGGUAAUUCUGACAAAGUCGGUGCGGCCCUCACCAAGAGUAGAAUCGAUAGGAAGAACCUGUGGUUAACCACCAAGAACUGGAACUCGUUCUGGGAUCCAUCGCUUGUGAAAGCUAGUGCAGAGCAAGAGCUUGAGAGUUUUGGUACCAACUACCUCGACUUACUCCUGCUGCACUGGCCGGUGGCAUUUGCCAACCCAGACAAAGUGCUCGAUAAGAUGCCUGUCAAACAGGAAGGAAAGCAGCUGCCGGUGAUUGACCGUGAGGCUAUGGAAAAGCUCGAGCAGACCUGGGAGGCUAUGGAGGGUCUUGUGAAGGAAGGUAAAGUGCGCAGUCUCGGAAUUAGCAACUUCUCAGCAGGCAAGACUGAAAAUCUUCUCAAAUUCGCUAAAGAAAAGCCACUCGUUAACCAGGUAGAGAUAAACUUGCACUGUUCACAACCAGAUUUGGUUAAGUUUAAUGAGGAGAAUGGAAUAUUAACGCAGGCAUACUCCCCACUUGGUUCAGACACGAAACAGGCAAGCUACUCAAAGGAGCCGCUGAUACAGGAGCUGUCGAAGAAAGCCAAUGUCAGUCCAACGCAGCUCAUUUUGGCGUGGCAUUUGAAGCGCGGAAUCAACCCACUGCCUCGUUCAAUGAAUAAGGAGCAUUUGAAGGAGAAUUUGGAUGCUGUCAACGUACAACUUCCACAAGAUGUUUUCGAUGCGCUUCAAGAGGAGAGUGCUAAGACACCAGCAAAUCGUGUUGUAAAUCCGUCGAAAGCGUGGCAAACUGAUAUAUUCAGUGAUGAGAAGUAA